AUGGCUGUGAAAGAUGGCGUCUCCUACUACCCGACCGAUAACUUGAUCUCGAAGAAGUCGCGAAAGCACUACCGUAUUCCUGUCCGAUCGCAACAUUGGCAGCUGCGAUCCCUAAUCAGUGCCGAAAAACAAAACUUCGUAUACUUCCCUGGAGGGACCGGUAGCAAUCAUGUGCAGCGUCUUAACACCACGACCAAGGAAUGCGAGACUGUCAAGUUUCUCUCCUUUUCGCCGCGAUGUCUAGUCGCUGAAAACGGAUGGGUGUGCUGUGGUGGAGAGACUGGCGAAUUCACGGCAAUUCAGUUGGAUGGCACUACUGAUGAUAGCCACGAUCUCGAUCUCCAUCUCAACUUAGAGCCUGACGCUCGCUUGCCCCUCGGAUUCGAGUCAGACUCUCAUCGUCCCGAAGAUACUGUCUUCUCUCUGGUCGCCCAGUCACGACGGCUAAACAUGAGCAGCCGGCUGAACAAGAGUUAUACGGCCAAGAGUCAAAAACUGGCGCGAGAUCGUGUCAAUUGCAUAACUAUGUGGUUCCCACCCAUCGCCGGCCCAAUGCACCACGGGGCCUAUACAGAACCUGCCGCUGUGUUGGCAAAUAACGACAAGACAGUGGUUUUGGUUGGCUUGCGCGAUUUCGAGAGCCAGGAUAAAGUUGAGCCUUUGGAUGUAGUGACAUACCCAGACUACGUCAACCGGGCCAUCAUCUCUCCCGAUGGGCGUCUUCUGAUAGCUAUCCUUGACGACCCAUUCUUGUAUAUCCAUCAUCGCGUUGAGACGGCUAUGGAUGAUAACGGUCCGUUUCGGGCUGAUGAUAAGCCCGAGUUUCGUUGGGAACUAUGUGGUAAGAUCUUACUAAAAAGCCAACGCAGAGAUGACGGUUCAGACAGCAGAGGAAGCUUCGCCGCAUGCUUUUCCAACAGCGGAGCUUAUCUGGCUGUGGGAACUCAGUACGGCACUAUCUCGAUUUUUGAUGUCGCGGGUUUAACUGAUCCUGAUGUUACCGAUCCUUUGCUGACAUCCUUUACUUCAUCGCGGCCAAGGGCCGGACCUGGAGCUGUCCGUGACAUGGCCUUCUGUCCCGGUCCUUAUGACCUCCUAGCUUGGACAGAAGAUCGUGGACACGUUGGCAUUGCCGAUUUGAGGACUGGAUUCGUACAGCGCCAAAUUUUGGAUAUAGGGGCUGACGGCGACUAUGAGCAUAUUCCUGUUCUCGAUCGCGCCACCAUAGACCCUCGCCUUUUAGAAGGUCGUGGUGAGCGGAAUGAUGUCCCUUUAUCUGCCUUUCCAGGAUCAUUCGGUCUUGGAGAGGGCCGUCGGCGACGAGGUUCCGAGGGUCCUGAGCGUCAUCACCUGGCCCUUACCCCCGAUGAAACUCGGGUGCUCGAAGCAUUGCAAGAUGAACGUCGAAGGAGGGAGCAAAGGGAGCGGAUUGCGGCACGUAUGGCAGAGCAAUCGGCAAGUCUGUCACCCCUUCAGCAGCUACCACUCACCCCAUGGGGGUGGAGGCUUCCCCGUCCUAUUGAUUACGACUCUAACCCUGGAGUAGCUACGACACGCGCGCGAAGCAGUAGCGUCUCGCGUAGCCUGGGGGAACAAAGCGAUGCAGCACGCACAACGGGCGAUCGCGGUGACUUUCAACCUGGCAACGUGUCUCGUGCUAUUGGAGAUCUCCUCGGUAAUAUCCGGGAUUCCAGAGAACGAGCUCAAGAACGUAUUCGUAAUGCUCAUCGCCUUAUUCUGCAAUCCAAUGCGGACCGAGAUCGUAUGCUUGGCAUGAUGAAUGCUCAUCCUCCGAGACGAGCAGCAAGUAUUCGCCCUGGAGACGCGUCGACUGCAACACAGCGAGCAGCCAGUGACCUUCGCAGCCUAACUCCAUCAGCUAGUGGAUGGGCUGAUCUCGAGGCCCUUUAUAGCUUGUCCUUCGAGAGCAACGUUCAAGAUUUGCGCGCCGCUACGAGGGACCGCGACAGAGACAGGUCUUCAAUUUUGCCUCUGCUCAACUCCGUUGCAAUUCGUGAGUUAGAGGAGCGCAACGCCCGUCGACGAGUUGCACUUGAGCAUGGAGUUCACGAAGCCGACACUGAGCCUGACAAUACCGCCGGGAUCUCGUGGAGCGAGGACGGAAGAAUCUUGUAUGUGGGUGCGGAAAACGGCAUAUACGAGUUUCAGGUGGACGUUCAAGGUCGCAAAUUUCACCCUAACUUGAAUUUACGUUAA
Messenger RNA from Colletotrichum truncatum, 2217 nucleotides. Its product is annotated as WD domain-containing protein. The record is from RefSeq and is a predicted model, not a curated record. Gene Ontology annotation, molecular function: protein binding. NCBI's taxonomy places the organism in Eukaryota, Fungi, Ascomycota, Sordariomycetes, Glomerellales, Glomerellaceae.